Molecule: messenger RNA, 2948 nt
Organism: Conger conger (European conger)
Lineage: Eukaryota; Metazoa; Chordata; Actinopteri; Anguilliformes; Congridae
Exons: 8
Coding region: 352-1905 (517 amino acids)
Source: RefSeq, a predicted model, not a curated record
AGUGCAGCUCCGCGGCCCGGCCCUCACUCUCCCCUCGUGCUGAGGAGCGGACGGAGCACACAGAUGCAGCGUGACCCAGCCCAGGGGCACCUCCACGCGCGCGAUACACGCCACAACAGAAACUAGGCAACUCUUCAACCGACACUAAUCCAACUGACACCCGGUUCUCAGACGUUUGACUAGAGCUGGACGUUUAAAAAAAAAAAAAAAAAGGUGGAAUAAUGAGGAACAUCUGACCCCCCCUAAGGACUAAAGGGCAUUCUGAGAUGAGUGGCGUGUUCUGAGACGGGCGUUGCGCUCGGUGUUACUGACCUACCCGUGCUGCGUGUCAGCUGCCCCAGGACUCCACUAAUGAGUCUAAAGAAGAGGAGAGCCAGCGUGGUGUUCAACUGGCACAAGUCCUUCACUAUCCUCGCCCCGUGGAGGAAAGGGAAGGGGGACAUGGUCCUGGACAGUGAGGUGGUCCUAACGAAGAUGAAAAUCUUCAGCAACUUUCAUGAGAAAAAUUCCUGCUCUGAGGACUCUGUCUCAACCAUCUCUAUAUCAGUGUCAGAGCAGGACGCCUCUGAACCCGUCAGAGCUCUGGACAGAGAUGGGGUCCACUCUGCGCCUCAACCAGAGCCGUCGGACCCAAAGCCCGACUACCUGUCCGUGUUCUCCGAGCCCCAGCUCCCAAGGCUGUUCAAGUUCGAAUCCGAGGACUCCGGGGUAGAGCUGCCCAGUGGGGCCAACUCCCCCUCCACUCCCACGGGCUCCGAACACAGCUUCGUCGUCCACAGCCGGGAGUCCUCCUGCGACUCCCGAGAACUGAACUCGUCGGCGCCCUCUCCCAACGCCCUGCUUCUGCUUGAGCGGUGUCCCGAGAGCGAGGAGGCGGAGGACUCGCCCCAUCGGGCGGAGGAGGAGGGCCACGCGAGCGAUUCGGAGGUCGGGUUGAGCUCCGAGAGCGAGCCGUCAGACAUUACCCUCACCCAGGAGGUCAGGGACGAGAACGGGCCCGAGGAGGGGGCCUUGGGGAACGCCGCUGGGGUUCGCGGGAGCGGCGCAGGGCUGGAAGCGGCCGGCCUGGAGGCCGCGGCAGAGGACAGCAGGCAGCCAAUGAGCUGCGAGUCCAGAGGGGCGUUCGAUGACAUGACGGAGGUAGACUUGCAGCAGCAGCCGCUGAGGAAAAGCACCACCAGUGACAGUCUGGAUGAGUACAUGGACGAGUGUUGCAGGCUAAGCGAGGUACAUCAGGCGAAGUCGAACCCCCUGGGGUCUGGCCUGGGCUACCUGGAGCACAUCUGCCAGCUGAUCGAGAAGAUCGGGCAGCUCCAGGAGCAUAACCUCCGGCUCCAGAAACAGAUCUGCUGCCUGCAGAAAGAGGGCAGGACCCGGAGGACAAAGGAGGACUUCUUCCUCCAGCACUGCUGCUGUGGAGCGGCUAGCCUGGCCUUUCAGGAGCUGAAGAGACACUCCAGGAGCGAGUUCUACAACCUGAGCGCAUCCAACGCCACGCUGUCCGACCUGUCCACCAUCCCAGAGAUCACCCGGCAACCCCUCGGGACGGGUACGCAAGAGGGGGAGAACGGAUGCCACCCCGCCGUGUCGCUGUCGAGGAAAGGCUUGAAUCGCAGGAGUUAUGCCGAGGGCGAGGCCCGGUACCUCUGCGACAGCACGGAGGCGCUCUCCGUCCCACACAGGAGGCUGAGUGAGAACUACACGUGGGGCAGGGUGAAGGAGUUGGUGAAAAAGACGAAGCUGAAGAACCAAAGCAGGCUUGGCCUGACGUCCAACUCCCUCAAGAGGUCCUGUCCCCAGCUCUACCGACCUGACCUGGGACCGGUGGACCUCCCCAAGAGAGACAGGAACUCCAUGAUAGCGCUGGGUCACCAAAACAAAGCUGACUUCAGUUGGCCUCAGUAGCACCAAAAACAGAGCGGACAGGCCACCGGGGAGUGGGGCGGCUCAGAAGACACGGACCAAGUCAAGUCGUACCGAGGAGGGAAAGCAAAGAAAGGACAGAACGUGGGAGUGAUGGAAAAUGUGUAAAGUCACACGUUUUAGAGAAUGAAAAAUAUGUAAAGUGUACAAAGAAGAGUUAACGCAAAGCCAAGCGUGAAGAGGGAAGGGGGCUUUCAAAAACAAAGACCUGUUCAUGAAAGGUUUUAUUGUUUUAUAUAAACAGGGAAAUGUAGAAGGUAUAAAUACAUGUAUUCCACUUUUUAAAAUGAUGUUUUGUUUAUAAAACUUACGCCAGUAUUUCUGGACAUCCAGGAUUGCUCCACAACAGCAUCCAGUCCUCAAUAUUGAGUACAUGUUUUUGUUUUUUUAUUAAAACUGCUGUGUUGUGUUACACAAGUCUAAAAUAAGCCAUAGAGCACAAGGUCUCUUUUAUGUCUGAGCCAUUUAUUUUUAUAGUCAUACUUUUAAUCAUGUGUGUAGAUUGUGUGAAUGUGUUCAGACAUAAUCUGAACAAACUUCUUUUCAUAACACUCAUGUCCAGUCUAUCAUAUGCAUGCACUUUCCCUCUCAGUUGUCAUUUCCAGAAGACCAUCUGCCGUCCAUAAAGCAGAACAAUAAGAGAUCCACUAAAUCCUGCCACAUUUGUUAAUAAUUGUUGAUAAUUUACAGAUCUGAUUCUAUAUUGACCUUUAAGGAGCUUCCAUACCACUAGUUGGGUCAUGCACUUUAUUCUGUGUAUUUUUUUCAUUUUUUAUGCAUCUGGCAGCAUAUUUCUGCAAUCUGAUGUUUUGAUCUUAAGAUCAAUGAACUUUCCUUCCCGAAUUCUACGAGGGCUCAGAUACGCAUUAAUGUUUUGGACCGACUGCAAAGAAAAACAGACUGCUUGUACAGUGCUAACGUGUAUCUUCAGAACAAAUGUAAAAUCACACCAAUGUAUGAUACCAUAAUAAGUGUGUCCUUUACAAAUGUAUCAUUUUAUAAAUGCAUAUUUGGAGAAUGAUAAA